UAGUCACUCUCUUGUCACUAACUAAUUGGUAUUGGUGACCAUUGAAUUGUUGGUCAAUGCUUUUGUUUACUCAUCACUAUUAUUUGUGACUACUCCCAAAUUCAGGGGUUCACACUAAAAAGGUAAUUUACUUUUGACGAACGGUGGAAAUUUCAGGGGUUCACACUGUAGUUCAGUAGGAGGAAAGUAAGUUUCGCAAAGACUCACCCAUGUGUUUUAGUAGAAUUAUUGUACAGGAGGAGUUGAGGCUAUGGUAACGAUUAUAAAUACACAAUUAAUGCUUGUAUCUUGAGAUAUCAGACAAGCAUAUAUACUUCACCAGUUUUAUCUUUGUCUCAAUACUUGUGCUUCUUCGUCUUCAUCAUGACUCUAACUAACAUGGUUGGAGUAAGGUGCUGCUUCAAACUCCUCUAUGCAAUUGUCGUGCUCAUUUUACUACACAUGAACAAUCCUUGCAUUGGAUGCAGCGAGAGGGAAAGGCAGGCACUCCUUGCACUUAAACAAGGUCUCGUGUUCGUGGAUGACUACGGCAGCAAUCCCUUCCUUUCCUGGGGAAGAGAAGCCCAAAACAAAGAUUGCUGCGAAUGGGAUGGAGUCCACUGCAGCAACCAAACUGGCCAUGUUGUUGAGCUUGAACUCCAUGAUGUGCAAGGUAAGAUUAGUCCUAAACUCAUUGAGUUGCAGCAUUUGGAAUAUUUGGACCUUAGUGAGAAUAAAUUGAGUGGAAGAAUACCUGAAAGUAUUGGACAGAUGUCCAAUAUUGUUUAUCUUUAUCUCUCGGAAAAUAAAUUGAGUGGAAGAAUACCUGAAAGUAUUGGACAGAUGUCCAAUCUUGUUCAUCUUGAUCUCUCGGAAAAUAAAUUGAGUGGAAGAAUACCUGAAACUCAUUUCUCGAAACUCCCCAAUUUAUGGUUUUUGGAUUUAUCCUCUAACUCACUAGUUUUAAACUUCAGUUUUGAUUGGGUUCCUCCCUUUCAAUUGCUUUACAUAAGUUUGGGGUCUUGUAAGAUGGGGCCGUAUUUCCCGGAAUGGCUUCGAACUCAGAAAAGUUAUAUCCGGCUGGAUAUUUCUGAUGCUGGAAUUUCUGAUAUCAUUCCAACUUGGUUUUGGGAUUUGCGAAAUGACAUUGUGUAUAAGGAUUUGUCUCGCAAUCAAAUUAGAGGAAAUUUGAGAUCAGAGUUAGCAUGUCAUUUUUUAAAUGUGAGUUGGAACCAAUUGGAGGGUCCAAUCCCUUCAAUCCUAUCAAGUGUGUCAUUGCUAGAUCUGUCCAAUAAUAAAUUUUCAGGGUCAGCUCCAUUAUUGUGCACAAGUACAACCGAGAAGAGUAAUUUACAAUAUCUUGAUCUCUCAAGCAACAAUGUGUCCGGAGAUCUUCCAGACUGCUGGAUCCAUUUUCAACAAUUAGUCUUUCUUGAUUUGAGCAACAACUCUUUAUCUGGGAAAAUUCCUACCACGAUGGGAUACUUGUUUGGUAUCGAGACACUAAAACUAAAUAAUAACAUAUUUGUCGGAGAGUUGCCUUCACAAUUGAAGAAUUGCACAAAGUUGACACUUGUUGAUGUUGGGGAAAAUAAAUUGUCAGGAUUAAUACCUGAAUGGCUAGGGGAAAAUCUUCUAAAUUUGACCAUCAUUAUCCUUCGAUCUAAUCAAUUUUAUAGGAGCAUCCCGCCACAGUUAUGCCAUCUUACACACCUUCAAAUUUUGGAUUUGUCGAUGAACAACAUCUCUGGAACUAUACCGAAAUGUCUCAACAAUUGGACUACUUUGGCUAAAAAAGGAACGUCAACUCUAAUUAUGCAUCAUCGGUCCUUUCUUUGGGACUAUAUAGAUGAAGAAUAUGUAACAUGGAAAGGAGUAAGGUCAAAAUACAAAAAUACUCUGGGACUUGUAAAGAGUAUUGAUCUCUCAUGCAAUAAGUUGAGUGGGGAGAUUCCUACUGAAGUCACUUAUCUUGUUGGUGUGGUUUCUUUAAACUUGUCGAGAAACCAAUUAACAGGUCAAAUACCUUCAAGGAUUGGAAAUUUGGAAGAGUUGGAUUCUCUUGAUUUAUCAAGAAACCAAAUAAAUGGCAGAAUUCCAACAAGUCUUUCUUGGAUAUAUCGUAUUGGUUACUUGGACUUGUCACAAAACAACUUGUCUGGAAAAAUUCCAAUAGGCACUCAGCUCCAAACCUUUGACUCUGCUUAUGGUGGAAAUCCUCUGCUUUGUGGAGAACCACUCCCAAGGACAUGCUCUGAGGAGGGAAAAGGUCCAGGACAAUCUAUGUUGGUGAAUGAAGACGACAAAGAUGGGCUCAUAACACAAGGAUUUUACAUCAGCAUGGGGCUUGGGUUUGCUGUUGGAUUUUGGGGAGUUUGCGGCACUCUUCUACUCAACAGGUCAUGCAGAUAUAUGUACUUCAAUUUCUUGACAUUUCUGAACGAUUGGUUGUACGUGAAGGUAGAAAUCAUCAGGCAAAGGAUCCUUAAUAAAUAAAAGCGCAUGCACUUUUGAGACGACAUGCUUCCCUUCAGUUGAAGAUGGAUGCGAUGAAGGACUCCUAUUUGUACUAGUUUUCGAGUAUUUGAGUGAUGAUAAGGGAUCUCACUGAAAUAAAGGAACCAUUUUAGUAGAUUAGUUGUGCUGUUAUUUGUAAGAAUUUAAUGGGAACUUCUCCCAUGAACUAUUUGGUUUGAUGUUCUUGUGUACCUCAUGGUGUAUGUUUUUUUCUUUCUCAAUGUAGGAAAUGUAGACGCAGA
Messenger RNA from Prunus mume (Japanese apricot), 2738 nucleotides. RefSeq names its product receptor-like protein EIX1. The record is from RefSeq and is a predicted model, not a curated record. NCBI's taxonomy places the organism in Eukaryota, Viridiplantae, Streptophyta, Magnoliopsida, Rosales, Rosaceae. Gene Ontology annotation, molecular function: protein binding.